GCUGGAGCUGCAGGCUGUGAGGCUGGGAUGAACGUGAGCACGGGUGGUGGUGGCGGUGGCGGUGGCGAAAGUGGCAGCAGCAGCAGCAGUUCACAGGCCUCCUGUGGGCCCGAGUCCUCAGGCUCCGAGCUGGCACCAGCUGUGCCGGUGCCACAGAUGCUGCCAGGGCUGCUGGGCUCUGACGAUGAAGAACAGGAAGACCCCAAGGACUACUGCAAGGGCGGCUACUAUCCAGUGAGGAUUGGGGACCUGUUCAACGGGCGCUACCACGUGGUUCGCAAGCUGGGCUGGGGCCACUUCUCCACCGUGUGGCUCUGUUGGGACAUCCAGCGCAAGCGCUUUGUGGCCCUGAAAGUGGUGAAGAGCGCCGGGCAUUACAUGGAGACAGCUGUGGAUGAGAUCAAGCUCCUGAAAUGUGUUCGGGACAGCGACCCCAGUGACCCCAAAAGGGAGACCAUCGUUCAGCUCAUAGAUGACUUCCGGAUCUCAGGGAUCAACGGAGUCCACGUGUGCAUGGUGCUGGAGGUGCUGGGCCACCAGCUCCUCAAGUGGAUCAUCAAGUCCAACUACCAAGGCCUGCCUGUGCCCUGUGUGAAAAGCAUCGUGAGGCAGGUGCUGCACGGCCUGGACUACCUGCACACCAAAUGCAAGAUCAUCCACACGGAUAUCAAGCCCGAGAACAUUCUGCUGUGCGUGGGUGACACCUACAUCAGACGCCUGGCGGCCGAGGCCACCCAGUGGCAGCAGUCAGGGGCCCUGCUGUCCCGCUCCACAGUCAGCACCGCCCCCCAGGAGGUCCCGACUGGUAAAUUGUCAAAGAACAAGCGGAAGAAGAUGAGGCGCAAACGGAAGCAGCAGAAGCGGCUGCUGGAGGAGCGCCUGCGGGACCUGCAGCGGCUGGAGGCCAUGGAGGCCACGGGCCAGGCCGAGGGUGAGGGGCCAGCGGGGCACUACACUGGCAGCGAGCGCACGUGCAGGCUGCUGCUCACAUGGGCCUCUGCCCCCAUCUCCUCAGACUCUGGCUCGAGACUCGAGGGAGGCAGCGGCUCCACCUCCUCCUCAGGCUGCCAUCCUGGGGGUGCCCGGGCCAGCACUUCCCCAGCCUUGUCCUCCCCCGCUCCUGGGGGCGGCCGCAGCCUCAGCCCCAGCUCGCAGACAUCGGGCUUCUCAGGCUCCCUGUUCUCUGCGGCUUCCUGCUCCAUCCUUUCGGGCUCAUCCAACCAGCGUGAGACCGGGGGCCUCUUGUCACCCAGCACACCCUUUGGUGCCUCAAACCUCCUAGUGAACCCCCUGGAGCCCCAAAAUGCAGACAAGAUCAAGGUCAAGAUUGCAGACCUGGGCAACGCGUGCUGGGUGCACAAGCACUUCACGGAGGACAUCCAGACACGGCAGUACCGGGCUGUGGAGGUGCUGAUCGGCGCAGAGUACGGCCCACCAGCAGACAUCUGGAGCACGGCCUGCAUGGCCUUCGAGCUGGCCACUGGUGACUACCUGUUCGAGCCCCACUCUGGAGAAGACUACAGUCGUGACGAGGACCAUAUUGCACACAUCGUGGAGCUGCUGGGCAACAUCCCCCCAGCCUUCGCUCUCUCUGGACGCUACUCCCGGGAGUUCUUCAACCGGAGAGGAGAGCUGCGGCACAUCCACAACCUCAAGCACUGGGGCCUGUACGAAGUGCUCAUGGAGAAGUACGAGUGGCCGCUGGAGCAGGCCACACAGUUCAGUGCCUUCCUGCUGCCCAUGAUGGAGUACAUCCCCGAGAAGCGCGCCAGUGCCGCCAACUGCCUGCAGCACCCGUGGCUCAACUCCUAGUCCCACUGCCCCACCUGUGGGCACACUGCCCUCCCAACUGGGGGCCAGCGUCCUUGGCCACAGCUGUGGCAGGAAAGCCCGGCCACUGCAAUGCACCCGGCAGGCCUCUGUUCAGGAAAGCAUGCGUGUUUCUUAAUAAAGUGUGCACUGAACACCGGGA
Messenger RNA from Heterocephalus glaber (naked mole-rat), 1972 nucleotides. RefSeq names its product SRSF protein kinase 3 (gene Srpk3). NCBI's taxonomy places the organism in Eukaryota, Metazoa, Chordata, Mammalia, Rodentia, Bathyergidae. Gene Ontology annotation, cellular component: cytoplasm; nucleus. Gene Ontology annotation, biological process: regulation of mRNA processing; spliceosomal complex assembly; intracellular signal transduction. The record is from RefSeq and is a predicted model, not a curated record. Gene Ontology annotation, molecular function: protein serine/threonine kinase activity; ATP binding.